AGGACUGGGAGAAUUCGACAUUUUCCAUCAUUUUUACUGCCGUACCUACACUUCUUUCAUUUUACUCCUAUUUUUCAAAAUUGCUUUCAGAUUUUAUUUUUUUCCCUCUUUCUCUUCGAGUUUCUCAAGUUUCAGAAAAGAGAAAGCAGAUCUGGUUGUGUCCAGUAUUGUAUCAGAGACAAGGUGCGUCUGAAAGAAGUUGUACAGACAAAAUGGAGAAGAUGACAGAGAAGAUCUACAUUGGAGGAGAAGUCACCUGGAAGUACUAGAUGUGACAGACAUGAAAGGUCUAUCCAUUUUUCUUCUUGCCUGGUUGAUGGUUCUUGUUCAGUCUCACAUUCUGUUUGAGGAGAAGUCAGAUAAAACCAACAGUGGAAGCCCUGCCCGUUUUCCUGAUCUUCUUCCUCCCAUUUCCAUAGUAGAUUUGACAAAGACAUCAAAAAGAGUAAGCAGAAUCGAUGCUGAAAAGAAUAAACUGGCUAAGAGAAAACUCAUACCUAAAAAGAAAGUGCAUCCUCCACCACCACCAAACUGUGUGCCUCUUCAAUCCAGCUGUAAACCUCCUGUGCCACCUUGCUGUCAGCCAUGUGCCAUAUGUCACUGCCACCUCUUCCAGACCGUCUGCUUCUACAAGAUGGGCAAUCCAAAUUGCUAAAAUAUAACGUUAAAGGACACAAAGAUUAUCGUGUGUGUUUCUCCUGGCUAAAAUGGGCAUGAUGAAUAUUUUAACAUGAAAACCAGCAGUGCUCUAAACUCACUUGAGUAUUUUACACAGAAACACUUGUAUUCACUAUUUAUUUCACAUAAUUUCACAAAGUAAUUUUGCAAAACAAUUUUUAUAGUAAAAUGCAUUAACAUUUUUCGAUUUUGUAAUGGCUUAGUGAAAUAGGACAGUGCUCUUUAUCAGAAUGUUGUACUGUGUUCUAAGGUUUUAUUAACAGGCCUAAUCUUUUAACAUUUGUAAAAAAAAAAUGAGUUCAUCAAUGUAUUCACUUGCAGCAUCUACCUUUAUAAAUAUGUUUAUUAAUAUUUAGUCUAAACCCCAAUUACUAUAUUUUUUUAAUUGUUAGAUAUAAAAUGUACUUAUGUUUAAAAGAAGGAUCAUAGA
This is a messenger RNA of Bufo gargarizans (Asiatic toad), 1108 nucleotides long. RefSeq names its product agouti-signaling protein-like. Gene Ontology annotation, biological process: positive regulation of melanin biosynthetic process; melanosome organization; hormone-mediated signaling pathway. Gene Ontology annotation, molecular function: melanocortin receptor binding; neuropeptide hormone activity. The record is from RefSeq and is a predicted model, not a curated record. The transcript is spliced from 5 exons. Bases 281 to 655 code for a protein of 124 amino acids. Gene Ontology annotation, cellular component: extracellular region. Lineage: Eukaryota; Metazoa; Chordata; Amphibia; Anura; Bufonidae.